Penicillium salamii is the source of this 1959-nucleotide messenger RNA. The record is from the annotation of a GenBank genome assembly. Lineage: Eukaryota; Fungi; Ascomycota; Eurotiomycetes; Eurotiales; Aspergillaceae.
AUGUUUGCACCGUUUGUCCUUCAUAUGACGUCUCGUCCAGGAACCAGGUACUUCUCUUUUACCUUUAGGGCCAUGUCGGUCAUACGAGAAACAAUCUGUGGUGUCAAUACACAGCUGGACCGUCUACAGCAACAUGUCACAGUCCAGACCUUGGAGACAUCCCAGUCUCGUGAAUAUGUCGGCCAAUUAGAAGAGGUCAUACAUUCAAUCUCUGUGACUUCCAAGACACAGCCUCUCCUAGCCCCCAAUCGGCUGGCAGACCUGCUAUCCGAUCCGAUCUUUUCGACCCUGCAGGUACAGCCCAAUAUCCCGGGCCUCUCGGACGAGGAGACUGGUGACUAUGUGUGGCUAGUCGCGGCAAAGGCUGCCGCGCAGAUCUCCGGCCUGAUGAUGAAUGCGCUACUAGACCAAACGCUACAAUUAAGCGACGAGACCUACUAUUGGACUGAGAUACUCGGAUCAAUCUGGUAUAGUGGUCUAUAUGCUCUUCAGAAAUCGCCAGGACAACUGUGUCGAUGGACCCAGGAUGCCUACCGUGCACAGAUUGACCAAGGGACACCAUCCAUCGCCGAAAGGUGGAAUCAGUUUUAUCAGAUUGCGAGUCAAAAUGCGUGGCAGUUUGGGGGUCACUCCGUGCGUUCCCAUAUGCUCGCCCCGAUUCGAUCCUGCCGGGCAGAAAUCCGACAGAAACGGGACCUACUGUUGGCCAUGAAGGAACUUCAUACCAGUAGUCUGGGCCUUUUAAUGGAAGGGUGGCACCUUUUUGCGACUACCAACUCCACAGACACCAAUGCCGAACCUUCCAGCAAGGGCUGGCAAGACCAAACCAAAAAAUCCGUGAGUUUAAUCGAAGCUAUUUUCAAACAGAUGGCACUCAAACCCAGCACCCAUGAGUUUGAAGAAGGUGUGUUCACCGCUCUCAAUACGAAUCCCGAGCGCAUGCACCUACAAACAGAAUCGAGUGGUGCGCAAACGCCUUUGGACUUGAUCGAGCGACUGGUCCAUGUUCUCCGCGAGGAGCUGCCAAAUCACACUCACUCCAUCUCGCGAUUCAUUGGUCAUCAUGGCCGCCCGUCUCGCAUUGUUCGCUAUUGGCUACCGGUAUCACUUGCAAUCUUGUCGACGAGUGCAUCGACCAAGUUUCUGUUCAACCGACAAGACCAAAUUAUUCAGGGAGUGGUCAACAUUGGUUCUACGACCCUUGAUUUCUGGGGAAAUUGGGUUGUAGACCCGAUUCGAAAACUCAUCGGUACGAUCCGACACGACGAGAAGAGUGAAAUUGCCAUCAUGAGCAAAAACAGCUUGCUCGCUGAUCGGGCUAGCUUGGAAAGAAUGGUGGUGGACUUUGUUCGAGAUCGGCCAGACCCUCAUGGGGGGUUGGCCGAUACCACUACCAUUGUCAAUUCAGUCAAAGAGGGGGACCUAACACCUGUAUUGAAGGCAUAUGAAAGGGACCUUCGAUCGCCCCUCAUGGGGACCGUGAGAGGCGACCUCAUCCGUGCGCUUUUAAUUCAGAUCCAAAAAACUAAAGUUGACGUGGAGAUUGCCAUCAGUGGAAUUGAUGCCCUGCUGAAGAGCCAAGAGCUUGUGUUUGGCUUUGUUGGCCUGACUCCUGGGAUACUCGUCUCCCUGGCUACUCUCCGGUGGUUGGGUGGCCUUUUCGGCAAUAGACGAGGAUCGCAAACCGGCAAACAGCGCCAUCAGCUCAAACGUGGAUUGCGAAAUGUGGCUCGCAUUUUGACUUCAUCUGCUGUGUCGCCCGACGGGACUGUUCCUUACAAGGAUUUUGGGCAGUUGAUUUGCGAAGUGGAGGCACUUCUCCAACAUGUGAAGACCGUUUCCAAUGGCCUGCAAUACCGAGAGUUCCGUGAAGACAUUCAAGAUCUCCUCAACGUUCAACAUGGAGUGGAUAAGCAGCUUCGGGUGAUUGAACGGAUGAGGUGGACAUACUUCCAAUGA